AUGGAGUUUGGUGAUCCCAAAGUUGAGAAUGUAAAUAUUCGAAGGAAGGCUUUCAUCAUCAUCAUCAUGAGUAGCUGGUUCAAGAAGCCGGAUGCUAAAGAACAGAUGCGUGAGAACAACAGAAAUCUGAGGAGAGCCAACCGCGAUCUGGGAAGCGAUAGGAGAGAGUUGGAACGCAAGGAAAGAGAAUUGGAGAAUGAAAUUAAAAGAGCCGCAAAGCUUGGUCAGAAGGAGACCUGUACCGUGCUCGCUAAGCAGCUCGUCCGGCUACGCAGACAGAAAACGGCGAGUUUAGGAAUGAGCUCGAAACUCACUAGCAUCGCUGCGCAGAACAACCACAUUCAUAGUAUGGGGACGAUGUCACAAGUCAUGGGACAAACUGUUAGCACUAUGAAGACCAUGGAAAAGCAGAUGCCCGUAGAACGUCUGUCCAAAAAUAUGAAGGAAUUCCAAAUCGCCCAAGAGAAGCUUGGAAUAUCGGAAGAGAUUAUGAACAACACACUCGACGAUAUUCUGGACGAAUACGAAGAUGAGGAGGAACAAAACGCGAUUGUGAAUCAGGUCUUGGACGAAAUUGGCAUUGAAUGUCAGAGCAAGGUCUGGUAUUCAAUUGGUUUAGAGUCUUUUGCGAUUCUUUGGAUAAUUUUGAAAGAUUACAUAUCCGUCUUAGUUCCUCCCAACAGGAUUAUAUAA
Molecule: messenger RNA, 693 nt
Organism: Angiostrongylus costaricensis
Lineage: Eukaryota; Metazoa; Nematoda; Chromadorea; Rhabditida; Metastrongylidae
Source: the annotation of a GenBank genome assembly